Messenger RNA from Mustela erminea (ermine), 15311 nucleotides. RefSeq names its product ankyrin 3 (gene ANK3). Gene Ontology annotation, molecular function: protein binding. Bases 22 to 13869 code for a protein of 4615 amino acids. The transcript is spliced from 53 exons. NCBI's taxonomy places the organism in Eukaryota, Metazoa, Chordata, Mammalia, Carnivora, Mustelidae. Gene Ontology annotation, biological process: signal transduction. The record is from RefSeq and is a predicted model, not a curated record.
CCGAGCGCCCGCCGACUGGGCAUGCUCGCCGGGCGGGCUUCCCGCGGGGAGCCGGCCGGCCCCUCCGCCGCGUCUCCACCUGGGCCGAGGCCCGCCCCCCGCGCACCGGCCCCGGGCGGGCACCUGGCGGGCGCUGCGGACACAGCAGGGGGAGGAGACAGCCGCGGGGCGGGCGCAGCGGGACCGUGCUUGGCGUUGCUGAGCCGCCGCCGAACUUUUCCCGCAGAAGUCCCACAGUGGGGGGCAGGAGGCUCGGGGCGGGGAGGGGACAGCGGAGUUCCUGGAAGGAGCGGCCGGCUGCUCGACAACAUGGCCUCCUCCACCUCCUCCUCUCUGGCGGGCGCCGAGAGCACCCCUUCUGCGCAGGGUGACUAUGGAUUCCAUUAUUCACGGAGCUCCAGAAAGUCUGAUGCCAAUGCCAGUUACUUAAGAGCAGCUCGAGCUGGACACCUAGAAAAGGCCCUUGACUACAUAAAAAAUGGGGUUGACAUCAACAUUUGCAAUCAGAAUGGGUUGAACGCGCUCCAUCUUGCUUCCAAAGAAGGCCAUGUAGAAGUUGUUUCUGAACUGCUACAGAGAGAAGCCAAUGUGGAUGCAGCUACAAAGAAAGGAAACACAGCCUUGCAUAUAGCAUCUUUGGCCGGGCAAGCAGAGGUGGUAAAGGUCUUGGUUACAAACGGAGCCAAUGUCAAUGCACAGUCUCAGAAUGGUUUCACGCCAUUGUAUAUGGCAGCCCAGGAAAACCACUUGGAAGUUGUCAAGUUUCUUCUUGACAAUGGUGCGAGCCAGAGCCUAGCCACCGAGGAUGGCUUCACACCGUUGGCGGUAGCUUUGCAACAAGGUCAUGAUCAAGUAGUUUCCCUCCUGCUAGAAAAUGACACUAAAGGAAAAGUGCGUCUUCCAGCUCUUCAUAUUGCCGCCCGAAAAGACGACACGAAGGCCGCGGCCCUGCUGCUGCAGAAUGACAACAACGCAGACGUGGAGUCCAAGAUGGUGGUGAAUAGAACAACAGAGAGUGGCUUCACUCCGCUCCACAUAGCUGCUCACUAUGGAAAUAUCAACGUAGCCACACUGCUGUUAAACCGGGCGGCUGCUGUGGACUUCACUGCGAGGAAUGACAUCACACCUUUACACGUUGCGUCAAAAAGAGGAAAUGCCAAUAUGGUAAAACUAUUGCUUGACCGAGGAGCUAAAAUCGAUGCCAAAACGAGGGACGGUCUGACGCCCCUGCACUGUGGAGCAAGGAGCGGCCAUGAGCAGGUGGUGGAAAUGCUGCUCGACCGAGCGGCCCCCAUUCUUUCAAAAACCAAGAAUGGAUUGUCUCCAUUGCAUAUGGCCACACAAGGGGAUCACUUGAACUGCGUCCAGCUUCUCCUCCAGCAUAACGUGCCCGUGGACGACGUCACCAAUGACUACCUGACUGCCCUCCACGUGGCUGCCCACUGCGGGCAUUACAAAGUCGCCAAGGUCCUCCUGGAUAAGAAAGCGAACCCCAAUGCCAAAGCCCUGAACGGCUUCACUCCUCUUCAUAUUGCCUGCAAGAAGAAUCGAAUUAAAGUCAUGGAACUCCUUCUGAAACACGGUGCAUCCAUCCAAGCCGUAACCGAGUCGGGCCUUACCCCAAUCCAUGUUGCUGCCUUCAUGGGGCAUGUAAAUAUCGUAUCACAACUAAUGCAUCAUGGAGCCUCUCCAAACACCACCAAUGUGAGAGGAGAAACAGCAUUGCACAUGGCAGCUCGAUCUGGUCAAGCCGAAGUUGUGAGGUAUCUGGUGCAAGACGGAGCUCAGGUAGAAGCUAAAGCCAAGGAUGACCAAACCCCACUGCACAUUUCUGCUCGACUGGGGAAGGCAGAUAUUGUACAACAGCUGUUACAGCAAGGAGCAUCUCCAAAUGCAGCCACGACUUCUGGGUACACCCCACUCCACCUCUCGGCCCGGGAGGGACACGAGGAUGUAGCUGCAUUCCUUCUGGAUCAUGGCGCAUCUCUCUCUAUAACAACAAAGAAAGGAUUUACUCCCCUUCAUGUGGCAGCAAAGUAUGGGAAGUUGGAAGUAGCCAAUCUCCUGCUACAGAAAAGUGCCUCUCCAGAUGCUGCUGGGAAGAGCGGGCUAACCCCACUGCAUGUGGCUGCACAUUACGAUAAUCAGAAAGUGGCCCUCCUGCUUUUGGACCAAGGAGCUUCACCUCACGCGGCCGCAAAGAAUGGUUAUACGCCGCUGCACAUCGCUGCCAAAAAGAACCAGAUGGACAUAGCGACGACUCUGCUGGAAUAUGGUGCUGAUGCAAAUGCGGUUACCCGGCAAGGCAUUGCUUCUGUCCAUCUUGCAGCUCAGGAAGGACACGUGGACAUGGUGUCCCUGCUCCUCGGCAGAAAUGCUAACGUGAACCUGAGCAAUAAGAAUGGCCUGACCCCGCUGCACUUGGCUGCUCAAGAAGAUAGAGUGAAUGUGGCCGAAGUCCUCGUAAACCAAGGGGCAAACGUGGAUGCCCAGACAAAGAUGGGAUAUACACCUUUACAUGUGGGCUGCCACUAUGGAAACAUCAAGAUUGUUAAUUUCCUGCUCCAGCAUUCUGCAAAAGUUAAUGCCAAAACAAAGAAUGGGUAUACGCCGUUACAUCAAGCUGCUCAGCAGGGACACACGCAUAUAAUAAAUGUCUUGCUUCAGAACAAUGCUUCCCCCAACGAACUCACUGUGAAUGGGAACACUGCCCUGGCCAUUGCCCGGAGGCUUGGCUACAUCUCAGUGGUCGACACCCUGAAGGUAGUGACUGAGGAAACCAUGACCACGACUACUAUCAUAGAGAAGCACAAAAUGAAUGUUCCGGAAACGAUGAAUGAAGUUCUUGAUAUGUCUGACGAUGAAGUUCGUAAAGCCAACGCCCCUGAAAUGCUCAGUGAUGGUGAAUAUAUCUCAGAUGUUGAAGAAGGUGAUAGAUGCACAUGGUAUAGAAUUCCCAAGGUACAAGAGUUUACAGUGAAAAGUGAAGAUGCCAUGACAGGGGACACGGACAAGUAUCUCGGGCCACAGGACCUGAAGGAGCUGGGCGACGACUCUCUCCCCGCCGAGGGCUACAUGGGCUUUAGUCUUGGGGCCCGUUCUGCCAGUCCCAAGAUCAGCCUCCGCUCCUUCAGUUCGGAUAGGUCGUACACCUUGAACAGAAGCUCCUACGCACGGGACAGCAUGAUGAUUGAAGAGCUCCUCGUACCGUCCAAAGAGCAGCAUCUAACAUUCACAAGAGAAUUUGAUUCAGAUUCUCUAAGACAUUAUAGCUGGGCUGCAGAUACCUUGGACAAUGUCAAUCUUGUCUCAAGUCCUAUUCAUUCUGGCUAUUCUUCUCCACUUCCUCAGUAUGAUUCAAGGUUCCUGGUUAGCUUUAUGGUGGAUGCAAGAGGCGGCUCCAUGAGAGGGAGCCGUCACCACGGGAUGAGAAUCAUCAUCCCUCCGCGCAAGUGCACGGCGCCCACCCGCAUCACCUGCCGCUUGGUAAAGAGACAUAAACUGGCCAACCCACCCCCCAUGGUGGAAGGAGAGGGAUUAGCCAGUAGGCUGGUAGAAAUGGGUCCUGCAGGGGCACAAUUUUUAGGCCCUGUCAUAGUGGAAAUCCCUCACUUUGGGUCUAUGCGAGGAAAAGAGAGAGAACUCAUUGUUCUUCGAAGUGAAAAUGGUGAGACAUGGAAGGAGCAUCAGUUUGACAGUAAAAAUGAAGAUUUAACCGAACUGCUGAAUGGCAUGGACGAAGAACUUGACAGCCCAGAAGAGCUAGGGAAGAAACGGAUCUGCAGGAUUAUCACAAAGGACUUCCCCCAGUAUUUUGCCGUGGUUUCGAGGAUUAAGCAGGAAAGCAACCAGAUUGGUCCCGAAGGCGGAAUACUGAGCAGUACCACUGUGCCCCUUGUCCAGGCUUCUUUCCCAGAGGGGGCUUUAACCAAACGGAUUCGAGUGGGCCUCCAGGCCCAGCCUGUUCCUGAUGAAAUUGUGAAAAAGAUCCUUGGCAACAAAGCAACAUUUAGCCCAAUCGUCACUGUGGAACCAAGAAGAAGGAAAUUCCAUAAACCUAUCACAAUGACCAUUCCGGUGCCCCCGCCCUCGGGUGAAGGCGUAGCCAAUGGGUACAAGGGGGACACCACACCGAACCUGCGUCUGCUCUGUAGCAUCACAGGGGGCACCUCACCGGCUCAGUGGGAAGACAUCACAGGAACAACUCCCCUGACCUUCAUAAAGGAUUGUGUCUCUUUUACAACCAAUGUUUCAGCCAGAUUUUGGCUCGCAGAUUGCCAUCAAGUUUUAGAAACCGUGGGGUUAGCCACACAACUGUACAGAGAAUUAAUAUGUGUUCCAUAUAUGGCCAAGUUCGUUGUUUUUGCCAAAAUGAAUGACCCUGUAGAAUCCUGCCUGCGCUGUUUCUGCAUGACGGAUGACAAAGUGGACAAAACCUUAGAGCAGCAGGAGAAUUUUGAGGAAGUUGCCAGAAGCAAAGAUAUUGAGGUUUUGGAAGGAAAACCUAUUUAUGUUGACUGUUAUGGAAAUCUGGCCCCACUUACCAAAGGAGGACAGCAACUUGUUUUUAACUUUUAUGCUUUCAAAGAAAAUAGACUGCCAUUUUCCAUCAAGGUUAGAGACACCAGCCAAGAGCCCUGUGGUCGUCUAUCUUUUCUGAAAGAACCAAAGACAACAAAAGGACUGCCUCAAACAGCUGUCUGCAACUUAAAUAUCACUCUGCCAGCACAUAAAAAGGAGACAGAGUCAGAUCAAGAUGAUGAGGCCGAGAAAGCAGAUCGACGACAGAGCUUCGCGUCUUUAGCUUUACGUAAGCGCUACAGCUACUUGACUGAGCCCGGAAUGAAAACAGUUGAACGGAGUGCAGGAGCAACAAGAUCCCUCCCCACCACUUACUCAUACAAGCCAUUCUUUUCUACAAGACCAUACCAGUCCUGGACAACAGCUCCGGUUACAGUGCCUGGGCCAGCCAAGUCAGGCUUCACUUCCUUAUCAAGCUCUUCCUCUAACACGCCAUCAGCUUCUCCGUUAAAAUCAAUAUGGUCUGUUUCGACUCCUUCUCCAAUCAAAUCCACAUUAGGCGCAUCAACUACAUCUUCAGUUAAAUCCAUUAGUGAUGUGGCAUCUCCAAUUAGAUCCUUUCGGACAAUGUCUUCACCGAUAAAAACAGUGGUGUCACAAUCUCCAUACAAUAUCCAAGUUUCCUCUGGUAACCUCGUUAGAGCUCCCACAGUCCCAGAGGCCUCGCCUUUAAAAGGGCUGGCAUCCAGUUCUACGUUUUCCUCCCGCACCUCUCCAGUGACUACAGCAGGGUCUCUUCUGGAGAGGUCGUCCAUUACUAUGACACCCCCUGCCUCCCCCAAGUCAAACAUUAAUAUGUAUUCCUCAAGUUUGCCAUUUAAGUCAAUUAUUACAUCAGCAGCACCGCUAAUAUCUUCACCUCUAAAGUCAGUGGUGUCUCCAGCUAAAUCAGCAGUUGAUGUCAUUUCAUCUGCGAAAGUCACGAUGGCCUCUUCUCUCUCAUCACCUGUGAAACAGAUGCCUGGACACGCAGAGGUAGCAUUGGUCAACGGCUCUAUUUCCCCUCUCAAGUAUCCGUCAUCGUCAACGUUAAUUAACGGAUGCAAAGCCACUGCCACGUUACAGGAAAAAAUUUCUACAGCUACAAACUCUGUGAGCUCUGUGGUUAAUGCAGCCACUGACACAGUUGAGAAAGUGUUUUCUACCACAACAGCCAUGCCAUUUUCCCCACUCAGGUCAUACGUUUCUUCGACACCAUCAGCUUUUCAGUCUCUAAGAACUCCUUCCGCAAGUGCACUCUAUACAUCCCUUGGGUCGUCGAUAUCUGCAACUACCUCAUCUGUAACUUCGUCGAUAAUAACAGUGCCAGUAUACUCUGUAGUCAAUGUUUUGCCGGAACCAGCAUUAAAGAAACUUCCAGACUCUAGUUCACUUACAAAAUCAGCAGCAGCCUUGCUGUCCCCCAUUAAAACAUUGACUACGGAGACACGUCCUCAGCCCCAUUUCAAUCGAACUUCAUCUCCAGUUAAGUCGUCUUUGUUCCUUGCACCCUCUGCCCUUAAGCUGUCUACACCAUCCUCUUUAUCUUCCAGUCAGGAGAUAUUAAAAGACGUGGCCGAAAUGAAAGAAGACCUCAUGCGGAUGACUGCGAUCCUACAAACAGACGUGCCUGAGGAGAAGCCAUUCCAACCCGAGCUCCCCAAAGAAGGGAGAAUUGACGAUGAAGAACCUUUCAAAAUCGUUGAGAAAGUAAAGGAAGACUUAGUGAAAGUGAGCGAAAUCCUUAAGAAAGAUGUGUGUGUAGAUAACAAAGGACCGCCCAAAUCGCCAAAGAGUGACAAAGGACUCUCUCCCGAAGACGACUGGAUAGAGUUUAGUUCGGAAGAAAUAAGGGAGGCGAGGCAGCAAGCUGCGGCGAGCCAUUCUCCGUCUCUGCCGGAGAGAGUACACGUGAAAGCAAAAGCGGCCUCCGAGAAGGAUUAUAACUUGACCAAAGUUAUUGAUUACUUAACAAACGAUAUUGGGAGUAGUUCAUUGACAAAUUUAAAGUACAAGUUUGAGGACGCAAAGAAGGAUGGCGAAGAGCGACAGAAAAGGAUCUUGAAGCCAGCGAUCGCUUUGCAGGAACACAAACUCAAAAUGCCGCCAGCCUCCAUGAGGCCCUCCACCUCUGAGAAAGAGUUGUGUAAAAUGGCCGACUCCUUUUUCGGAACAGAUACCAUUUUAGAGUCUCCGGAUGACUUUUCUCAACACGACCAGGACAAAAGCCCCUUGUCUGACAGUGGCUUUGAGACAAGAAGUGAGAAAACGCCUUCAGCCCCACAGAGCGCUGAGAGCACUGGUCCUAAGCCACUCUUUCACGAAGUCCCCAUCCCUCCUGUCAUCACAGAAACAAGAACUGAAGUGGUGCAUGUUAUCAGGAGCUAUGAGCCCUCAGCGGGAGAUGCUCCCCCAGGUCCCCCGGAGGAGCCCGUGUCACCGAAACCGUCGCCUACUUUUACGGAACUGGAACCAAAACCCACCACCUCUAGUAUUAAGGAAAAAGUUAAGGCGUUCCAAAUGAAAGCCAAUGGUGACGAUGACGACCACAGCCGAGUUUUGAGCAAAGGCAUGCGUGUUAAAGAAGAGACCCACAUAACCACGACCACCAGAAUGGUCUAUCAUUCCCCACCAGGCAGCGAAGGGGCCUCCGAAAGAAUCGAGGAAACCAUGUCAGUCCACGACAUCAUGAAGGCCUUUCAGUCCGGGCGGGACCCUUCCAAAGAACUGGCAGGUCUGUUUGAGCAUAAGUCGGCGGUGCCUCCAGAUGUUCACAAGUCUGCGGCUGAAACCCCAGCCCAGCAUGCAGAGAAGGACAACCAAAUGAAACCCAAACUGGAGCGUAUAAUAGAAGUCCACAUCGAAAAAGGUAACCAAGCUGAGCCCACUGAAGUCAUUAUUAGAGAAACCAAAAAGCAUCCAGAGAAGGAAAUGUAUGUAUAUCAGAAAGACUUAUCCCGGGGAGAUAUUAACCUAAAAGAUUUUCUGCCAGAAAAACACGAUGCUUUUCCUUGUCCAGAGGAGCAGGGUCAGCAAGAAGAAGAAGAGCUUACUGCCGAAGAGUCAUUGCCUUCUUAUCUGGAGUCUUCCAGAGUGAACACUCCUGUGUCCCAAGAAGAAGAUAGUCGCCCUAGUUCUGCUCAACUCAUAUCUGAUGACUCUUAUAAAACAUUGAAGCUUUUAAGUCAACACUCCAUAGAAUACCAUGACGAUGAGUUGUCAGAACUAAGAGGGGAGUCUUACAGGUUUGCUGAGAAAAUGCUUCUGUCAGAAAAGCUAGAUGUGUCUCAUUCUGAUACCGAGGAAUCGGUUACAGACCAUGCAGGACCCCCUAGCUCAGAGUUACAGGGGUCUGAUAAGCGGUCCAGAGAAAAAGUAGUCACUGCCCCCAAAAAAGAAAUCCUCUCCAAAAUCUAUAAAGAUGUGUCUGAAAAUGGUGUAGGUAAAGUGUCUAAAGAUGAGCAUUUUGAUAAAGUGACAGUGUUGCACUGUUCUGGCGAUGUUAGUAGUCCAAAACAUGCCAUGUGGAUGCGCUUUACUGAGGACAGAUUAGACAGAGGUAGAGAGAAGUUGAUAUAUGAAGAUAGGGUGGACAGGACUGUGAAGGAAGCUGAAGAAAAACUGACUGAAGUGUCACAGUUUUUUCGUGACAAAACCGAAAAGCUGAACGAUGAACUGCAGUCCCCGGAGAAAAAGCCACGCCCUCGAAAUGGCAAAGAGUACUCUUCUCAGAGCUCUCCGGGGAGCAGCCCCGAGAAAGUCCUGCUGACAGAACUGGUGGCAUCCAGUGACGAGUGGGUUAAGGCAAGGCAGCAUGGCCCUGACGGACCAGGCGUCCCCACAGCCGAUGAGCAGAAAGCAGCCAGUCCGCCCAGCAGCCCGGAGAAGAAGGUUCUGUCCCCACAGCCUGACGACAGCAAGCCCACAGAGGAGACCCAAGAGAGCGUUUCACAGAGCAAGGCACCAGCAGGGCCCCAGUCUGGGUUUCAGCUCAAACAAUCCAAGCUCAGUUCCAUUAGAUUAAAAUUUGAACAAGGCGCACAGGCAAAAAGCAAGGACGUGUCUCAAGAAGAAAGAAAGCCAGAGGGCCAGUCGAGAAUCCCCGUGAAAAAAAUCCAGGAGAGCAAGCUGCCCGUCUACCAAGUGUUUGCUAGAGAAAAGCAGCUGAAGGCUGUAGACCUCUCAGACGAAAGAGUAUCCGCGCAGAACGAUCUGAUGGUACUCAAGGCUAAAGACGAGCCCGCGCAGAGCGGCGAGCUUGUCCUAAAUGAUUCUGGCUCCGAGGAUGUGAAAACACAGAGGACUGAAAUGUCAAGUAAAGCCAUGCCUGACUAUUUUUCUGAGCAACAGGCUAAAGACUUGGCCUGUCAUGUGACCUCAGAUGUAGCAACUAAGGGACCAUGGGACAAAAAGGUCUUUAGAACAUGGGAAAGUUCUGGAGCCACUAACAAUAAGUCUCAGAAAGAAAAACUCUCGCAUGUACUUGUUCACGAUGUAAGAGAGAAUCACGUUGGUCACCCUGACAGUAAGAUUGUUGGUCAGAGGAAUGAGUUUAUGUCUGUGACUGAGAGAGAACACAAGUUGUUAACGAAUGGCUCUCUCUCAGAAAUUAAGGAAAUGACUGUAAAAUCUCCCUCCAAAAAGGUCUUAUAUAGGGAAUAUGUUGUGAAAGAAGGGGGACGGCCGGGUGGGCCUCUGGAACAAGCUCCGAGGAGGAGUGAGAGCUCAGCCGUGUCGCACAUCCCGGUCAGAGCCGCGGAGGGAAGGAAGAUGCUGUCAUCUGAUGUCCCCGAUGGCUUUUGCGAGCAGUCGACAUUCCCCCAACAUGAACUAUCGCAAAAGUUGCCCCGGUCCAGUAUGAGUAAAGAGACGGUUGAGACACAGCACUUUAAUUCUAUAGAAGACGAAAAAAUUACCUAUUCAGAAAUCAGCAAGGUUUCCAAACGUCAGAGUUACGUAGGCUUAUGCCCUCCUCUCGAGGAAACCGAAACCUCUCCCACCAAAUCUCCUGAUUCCUUAGAGUUUAGCCCAGGAAAGGAGUCUCCCUCUAGUGAUGUGUUCGACCACAGUCCCCUUGACGGAUUGGAAAGAGUUUCUCCACUAGCCCAGACAGAGGGAGGGAAAGACAUAAAAACUUUACCGGUGUAUGUCAGUUUUGUACAGGUGGGGAAGCAAUAUGAAAAGGAGAUACAACAAGGAAGUAUAAAAAAGAUCAUAAGUCAGGAGUGUAAGACAGUACAAGAGACCAGGGGGACCUUUUAUACAACUAGGCAGCAAAAGCAGCCUCCUUCUCCCCAAGGUAGUCCAGAAGACGACACUCUAGAGCAAGUUUCCUUUCUAGACAGCUCUGGGAAAAGCCCUUUAACCCCAGAAACGCCCAGUUCAGAGGAAGUAAGUUACGAAUUUACGUCUAAGACACCAGACUCGCUCAUAGCUUACAUACCAGGCAAACCCAGUCCAAUUCCUGAGGUUUCUGAGGAGUCUGAGGAGGAGGAGCAGGCCAAGUCAGCCUCCUUAAAGCAGACUACGGUGGAGGAAGUAACCGUUGACCGCGAAACACCUACCGAUGUCAGCAAAGACUCUAACCAAAGACCCAAAAGCAAUCGAGUUGCCUAUAUUGAAUUUCCCCCUCCGCCACCACUGGAUGCAGACCAGAUGGAGCCGGAUAAGAAACCCCAUUAUCUCCCCGAAAGAGAGGCGGACAUGAUCGAAGUCAGUCUGCGGGAUGAGCAUGACAAGUACCAGCUGGCCGAACCGGUCAUCCGAGUGCAGCCGCCCUCGCCAGUUCCCCCAGGGGCCGACGUCAGUGAUUCGAGCGAUGACGAGUCCCUCUAUCAGCCCGUCCCCGUUAAGAAAUACACCUUCAAAUUAAAGGAAGUGGACGACGAACAAAAGGAAGUGACAAAAUCCAAAGCUCCUGCUGACAAGCCUUCCAGCCAGAAGGAACUGGAAACGAAUGGCUCUGGAAAAGAUCACGAGUUUGGCCUUGGCCUCGAUUCACCUCAGAACGAAACCGCCCAGAAUGGGAACAAUGACCAGUCCGUCACGGAGUGUUCCAUCGCCACCACGGCCGAGUUUUCUCAUGACACCGACGCCACAGAGAUCGACUCUCUGGACGGCUACGACCUGCAAGACGAAGACGAUGGCUUGACGGAGAGUGAUUCGAAACUCCCAAGUCAAACCAUGGAAAUUAAGAAAGAUGUCUGGAACACGGAGGGUAUUCUGAAGCCGGCCGAUCGCUCCUUCAGCCAAAGUAAACUUGAAGUCAUCGAGGAGGAAGGAAGGGUGGGACCCGACGAAGACAAGCCACCUUCUAAAAGUUCCUCAUCUGAAAAGACUCCUGAUAAGACUGAGCAGAAAUCGGGGGCCCAGUUCUUCACCCUAGAAGGCAGACAUCCUGACAGAUCAGUGUUUCCUGAUACUUACUUCAGUUACAAAGUAGACGAAGAAUUUGCCACUCCUUUCAAAACAGUAGCUACCAAAGGUCUAGAUUUUGAUCCUUGGUCUAAUAACCGAGGGGAUGAUGAAGUUUUUGACGGUAAAUCACGGGAAGAUGAAACUAAGCCCUUCGGUCUGGCUGUGGAAGACCGCUCUCCAGCAACAACCCCUGAUACAACGCCUGCCCGAACGCCAACUGACGAAAGUACCCCAACUAGUGAGCCUAACCCCUUCCCAUUUCACGAAGGGAAAAUGUUUGAGAUGACUCGCAGUGGUGCAAUUGACAUGAGCAAGAGGGAUUUUGUUGAAGAGAGGCUCCAAUUUUUCCAGAUUGGUGAGCAUCCUUCUGAAGGGAAGUCAGGGGACCAGGGGGAAGGGGAUAAAAGUAUGGUCACUGCCACACCCCAGCCACAGUCAGGGGACACCACUGUAGAAACCAAUCUAGAGAGAAAUGUAGAGGCACCUCCAGUCGAACCCAAGCCCAGCAGCCCGACCAGCGGAGAGUGUCAGGAAGGCGCAGCCAGUAGCGGCUCCCUGGAGAAAUCGGCAGCAGCCACUGGCGCCUCUAAAGUUGACCCCAAGUUGCGCACGCCUAUAAAAAUGGGAAUUUCUGCAUCCACCAUGACCAUGAAGAAAGAAGGCUCUGGAGAAGUGACAGAUAAGAUAGAAGCUGUGAUGACCAGUUGUCAGGGACUAGAGAAUGAAACUAUCACAAUGAUUCCAAAUACAGCCAAUAGCCACAUGGGCACUAGGCCUCAGGAAAAACACGAUUUCCAGAAAGAUAACUUUAAUAACAACAACAAUUUGGAUUCUUCCACUAUACAGACAGAUAACAUUACAAGUAAUGUAGUUCUGACAGAACAUUCUGCACCCACUUGUACCACAGAGAAAGCUAAUCCAGUGAAAAUCUCAUCAGGAAAAAAGACAGGGGUACUGCAAGGACACUGUGUAAGAGAUAAUAAGCAGAAGGUUCUUGGAGAGCAGCAAAAGACCAAGGAACCGAUAGGGAUUAGGCGAAAAUCCAAACUUCCCAUAAAGGCCACCUCACCAAAAGAUACCUGCCCACCAAGUCAUAUGCCAAACAUGAAAGUGAGUAAAACGAAGCAGGUCAGUCAAUCUGAGAAAACCAAAACCCUUAUUGCUUCUUCAUGUGUAGACGUAAAGUCCAGAAUUCCAGUAAAAGACACACACAGGGAUAACGCAGGUAGGAGAGCAUGUGCCACACAAAAGCAAGGGCAGCCAGAGAAAGGCAAGGCCAAACAGCUCCCAUCCAAGUUGCCAGUAAAGGUAAGACCCACCUGUGUCACCAGCACCACCAGCACCACCACCAGCACCACCAGCACCACCACCAGCACCAGCACCACCACCACCACCACCACCACCACCACCACCACAAUAAAAGUUAGGAAAAGUCAGCUUAAGGAAGUAUGUAAACAUUCCAUUGAAUAUUUUAAGGGAAUUAGUGGUGAGACCUUAAAGCUUGUGGACCGCCUCUCGGAAGAAGACAAAAAGAUGCAGUCCGAGUUGUCCGAUGAGGAAGACAGUACCUCAAGAAACACGUCGUUGUCCGAGACUUCCCGGGGUGGCCCGCCUUCAGUUACAACGAAGUCUGCUAGAGAUAAGAAAACAGAGGCAGCACCUUUAAAAUCAAAGAGUGAAAAGGCCGGCAGUGAGAGAAGGAGCAGUAGGAGGACUGGUCCACAGAGUCCAUGUGAACGGACAGAUAUCAGGAUGGCAAUAGUAGCCGAUCACCUGGGACUUAGUUGGACAGAACUGGCAAGGGAACUGAAUUUUUCAGUGGAUGAAAUCAAUCAAAUACGUGUGGAAAAUCCAAAUUCUUUAAUUUCUCAGAGCUUCAUGUUAUUAAAAAAAUGGGUUACCAGAGACGGAAAAAAUGCUACAACUGAUGCCUUAACUUCGGUCUUGACAAAAAUUAAUCGAAUAGAUAUAGUGACUCUCCUAGAAGGACCAAUAUUUGAUUAUGGAAAUAUUUCAGGCACCAGAAGUUUUGCAGAUGAGAACAAUGUUUUCCAUGACCCUGUUGAUGGUUGGCAGAACGAGACAUCAAGUGGAAACCUAGAGUCCCCUGCUCAGGCUCGAAGAAUAACUGGUGGGUUACUGGAACGGCUGGAUGACAGCCCUGAUCAGUGUCGAGAUUCUAUUACCUCAUAUCUCAAAGGAGAACCUGGAAAAUUUGAAGCAAAUGGGAGCCAUGCAGAAGUCACUCCAGAGGCAAAGACAAAAUCCUACUUUCCAGAAUCCCAAAAUGACAUAGGGAAACAGAGUGUUACGGAAACUCUGAAACCAAAAAUACAUGGAUCUGCUCGUGUGGAGGAACCGGCAUCAUCGCUAACAGCCUAUCAGAAAGCUCUAGAAGAAACCAGCAAGUUUGUAAUAGAAGAACCUAAACCCUGUGUGCCUGUCAGUAUGAAAAAGAUGAGUAGGACUCCUCCGGCAGAUGGCAAGCCAAGACUUAAUGUGCACGAAGAAGAGGGGUCCAGUGGGUCUGAGCAAAAGGUCAAAAGUCCGGGUGCGGCUCUUACACGGAUGACUGCCUGCUGUUACAAGGACUUGAAAGACAGUGAGAGUGAUUCGAGCUCAGAGGAAGAACGGAGAGUCACUACCCGCGUUAUUCGCCGGCGUUUGAUUAUAAAGGGAGAGGAAGCAAAGAGCAUUCCUGGUGAAUCUGUCACAGAAGAACAAUUUACUGAUGAAGAAGGCAACCUCAUCACGAGAAAAAUCACUCGGAAAGUGAUAAGACGAAUUGCUCUCCCACAAGCGAGAAAGCAUGAUGCCAUGCAGGGAGAAGGUUAUAAGGUGAAGACAACAAAGAAGGAAAUCCGGAAUGUGGAAAAGAAGAGCCAUUCAUAACAGUAAACGGAUCAUGUGUUUUUACUGCCAGUAUUGAGAAAUUCAUGGAAGAUAUGUCAGCAGGAAGUAGAAAUUCACGGAGAAGGGUGUGUGUGUUUGCCGCUUCCACACAUUAAUGGCAUGAUUUUUUUUUUUUAUGCAAAAAGAAAAAAAAAAAGAAAACUACCCACAUUUUAAUUUAGCAUGAGCCAAUUUACAGAGCAUGGAAAUUCACUUUCAUUCCCAGGAUUGGCGCGUGUGCAAUUAGCAAUGCAGUGUAUAUACAAGAAGCCAUGCUGUUAACAGUUUAUCUUAAGUAAUUUGGUGUCAUUUACAAAAAGGAAAAAAUUCCUGCCGCCAGAAGGGACAGAAGACGGGACGAUGAAAUCACAGAAAAACACUAAAAUUACUAACUCCACAACAGCUCGCCUUAUUUUUCUUGGACCCAACUGUCAGGGUAUAAACACUAUUUGUUUCUUUUUUAAAACAUCUAUAGUUUUGCUGUAAAUAAUAACACUGUAUAAAUUCUAACAGAAAAAUAGAAUAAAUGUUGAUAAGGCACUGCCUCUUAGAACACAAACAGAAUAUUGCAAAUGCAUUUAACGUACUAGGGGUCUCAAGUGACCACCCUAGAAGACGGGGGAGGGGUUUCGGGUGGGGGGAAUAUUCACUGAUUCUUGUAUAUUAGCAAUUAUAAUGUUUGUAUAUGCAAAACUGCUAGCUUGAUUUUAAAAAAAGAAGAACAACAAAUCUUUAAAAUCUGCUGCAAAUUUAAAUAAUUCCCCAAAUGAGGAAUUCUGUAGUUCUGUGAAAAAAUUUUUUCUUCAGAAUACUAAUAUUUUGAUGCAUGUGUAUCACCUUAUUUUGAUUAAAUCUUUUCCAAUUUUGCAAACACUACAGUAUACUGCAACACAGAAGAUUUUAUCUGUAAACACAAAGCCCUUCAUCUAAUAUUUGUUGCUAUUGCCAAUUUUUCAAUGAAAUGACCUAAAAAUGAAAAAAAAAAAAAACCCUAUAUGGUAGUUGCUUUAGGGGGAGGGGGGUGCUGUUAGUGCUUAAAAGGGGGUAAUGCUUGCCGCUUUAGAGGUGGAUGGUGCUCAUAAGAGGCCCCAGUUGGGGGUAAAAUUUAAAAUGGACUGAACCGGGAUUCGUAGCUAGUAGAAUGGCAGCACGCUGUACCAUUACUACUGUAUCGUGUACUGGCUAUAAGACGUAGACACCUUUGAAUAAGGCAAUCAUUUGUAACCAUUCUAGCAGUGUCAUAUUAGGUUAAUAAGGCUGCUGUGUUUUCAAGGGCAUUUUUAUUUGGGUUUUGGUGAAAUCCUUUAAUUUGUUGAUUAUAUUCAUAUAAAAUCAGCAUUCAUUGACACAUAGCUCUAAUGACAUAUGUAUGAAAAACCAUACACUGGAUGACCUAGUCGAUUAUUUAAGCAUAAAAUAAAUUGUGUUAAACUCUUCACCCA